Messenger RNA from Amphiprion ocellaris (clown anemonefish), 2507 nucleotides. It is a transcript of the gene gclm, whose product is annotated as glutamate-cysteine ligase, modifier subunit. Gene Ontology annotation, molecular function: glutamate-cysteine ligase catalytic subunit binding; enzyme regulator activity. Bases 224 to 1045 code for a protein of 273 amino acids. Gene Ontology annotation, biological process: glutathione biosynthetic process. The record is from RefSeq and is a predicted model, not a curated record. Gene Ontology annotation, cellular component: glutamate-cysteine ligase complex. The transcript has 7 exons. NCBI's taxonomy places the organism in Eukaryota, Metazoa, Chordata, Actinopteri, Pomacentridae.
CCGUAACAGCCACUGGGCAACAACCGGAGCAGCAGGUCGGUGAGUGGGGACUGCAAGUCAUCCUGACUCCGUCAUUUUAUCUCCAGCAGCAGCAGCAGCAGCAGUACCAGCAGCGGCCGGGCUCACCUGCUGUCCUCCGGCCUCUCUUCUCCCGUCCCGGACCCUCCGAUACCCGCACCAAAACACUGUUCAGCAACUUGUUAGCUUAGCCGCCGAGCAGCACAUGGAUCCCCAAAACAGCACCGAGGCGAAGCAGCUGCUGAACCACGCCAAGACUCUCCGACUGCACACCGGGAACCUGGUGAACCGGAGCCGCCUGAAGAAGAAGUGUCCCGGGUCAACGAGCGAGGAGCUUCGAGACUGCAUUCAGGCGACGCUGAGCGACUGGUUUUCCACGAACAAAGUGUCAUCCAAGGAGCUGCCAGAGACGCUGGACUGCUUCCUCUCUGAGGCAACAGAUGCUAUCACACCUGAAGAGAGGGAGGAGGUGAAGGUUUCAGUCAAGUUGUUCCUGUGUGAGUCGGGUCAGUCGUCCAUCAGAGAUGCAGUGGAGAUGGCCUGCCAGACGCUGGCGGUGUCUCAGCUGGACUCGGUGAUCAUAGCGCCCCCUGGCCCUCUGGAGGGUGACUGCCAGAGUCUGGCUCACCUGCAGCCAGCCUGGGAGCAGCUGGAGGCUCUGGUCAGGAGUCAAAAGAUCGCAGCCAUCGGAACCUCUGACCUGGACAAAGAUCUGCUGGAGCAGCUCUACAACUGGGCUCAGGUGAAGCCCAGCAGUAACCAGGUAAAUCUGGCCUCCUGCUGCGUGAUGCCUCCAGACCUGACAGCCUUCGCUAAAGAGUUCGAUAUCCAGCUGCUCACACACAACGAUGCCAAAGAGCUGAUGUCGGCGGCCACAUUCCAGGAGGCGGUUCAGGAAGGAGCUCAGGACCUGAGCAUCGCCGACUGGAGGCUGGAGUGGGUCCUGCGUUACUCCAUCAUCGUCAAGAGCAGAGGCAUCAUCAAGUCAAAGGGCUACCUGGUCAGCGCGAGGAAGGCGAGCCCCUAGCAGCAGCAGCAGCUGCAGAUAGACACACGGGGAUGAAGCCAUUUUCCUGUUUCCAUUCUCACACACAACAUGAACCCCGGACGCUGCCAAUCACCACGAGUCCUGAAGUCAUUGUUUUAUCUGACAGAAAAAAGUUGCAUCUUCCUCAUCUGUCAUCUGUUUUCUUUAACAGAUGCAGGUAUUCAGAGAUUUAAAACCAGGAAGGUGAACUUAGACUGACAGUGAGAUUCCCAGACCUCGCUAUGACCAGUUCACUGACAGAUCAGAAUGAUGGAGAACCGCCAUGUGAAGUGCCUCUCAUCAAUCGCUCCUCCUCUUCUCAUGCCUGCUUUAUCUAUUUGUUGGUGUGAUUCAAGCUUUAAAUCAGUCCGGGUGAAGGCAGAAAUGUUUGGUUUGUCGUAGAGAAUUCCACUUUGAACAGAGAAAUGGAAACUCCUCUUUUCAUUGGGGGGAAAAAGUCAGAUUUUAUUCACUCGAUUUAGAUUUUCCCGCUCUGUGUGUGUGUGUGUGAGUGUGUAUACGUCAUAUACAUUCCUUAAUUGAGAAAAACGAUGCACUACUUCAAACGCAGAUAUAUUUGUCAUGUUUAUUGUGUGAUACAGAUUGAAUUCACCACUCUGUGAGUUUAUUUUUGUCAUGAAAUGUUUACCCCCCGUGUGCUCAUGAGAUUAAUCCGAGGGAGAGUACAGCACUGUUUGGAGAUGGACGUACCUGGCAGGCUGACGUCUUCGCCUCGUAUUCGUUAUUAAAAAGCACUGGAAUCUCCACAUUCAGAGAUGUGAAGAAAUUGUUCAUUCUGAGGACGAAAUUUGUAUUUAUGAGUCCUGGUUGUUUUUCCAGACAGGGUCCAGUAAAUCCUAAACUUCUCAGUUGUACUGUAAGCAUAUUCAGUGUUGUCAGAUGUCUGUAUAUCCUGGAUUGGCUUCAUUAAAAGCAUGUUUUUACCAUCAACACUGGUGUUAAAAGAAGACAGGGUAAACACGGGCGAGUGUGACUGACUUUGAUGUGGUAACUGAAAAGAAAAAAACAUUAAAAUUUAAAAGAUAAAACUAUAUCUGAAAUGGAUGUACUGAGUUUAAAGUUAUUUUCUCCUGCAGAAUGUUUGAUGCUCACUUAAAAUUGAAUUAAAUGAAUUAGAAGUGGGCCUUUUAAUGCUACCUAAAGCUCUGUGCUGAUAGGAAAGAAGUUAUUUUAAUAGUUUAGAAUAUUAUUUGUGUUUGUUGUGAAUUUUGAGGUUUAGCUUUAUAGUUGAGUGUCGAGGUCUGAUCAGCCUAUUAAAGGGAUUUUGGGUGCAAAAAAUUGACUGGUUCUCCUGCUGCCUCACUUAAAAAUGAACCUGACAGUCAGUUUCCCAUCAUAGACUGUAUAAGAAACAUUUAAAUAUGCAUUUUAAAAAUAUGUAUGCUUAAUUAUGUUAUUACUGAAGCAAUCUAUGGUUCCCAUUAAAGCCUCUGCAACCAGA